GGUUGCUCGGAAUCUAUCGGUGGGCCAGAUUUCACUGACACAGUGUACGGCUUACCGGCACACGCAAACGAUAUCCUCUCGCUUUGCUAUCGCGCGUCCUCCGCGACCAUCCUCGCCCCUCGUCGACUGGUUCGGUGGUGGUGAAAGACGACGGCGACGAGCCAAGAGGAAUAGCGGAGAGAGAUCGGUUGCGAAGCGCUUGCGCGCGCACUCGCACUCGCGCCGCUCCUCGACGUCGUUUUGCAAGGAAAUUGAUUCUGCGCGAAACGCCAGGCUACGAGGGAGCAUCGUCGGAAGAGCCGGGCUCCGCAGACCGCGCACACACCGCACAGGGGGUUGUUCGCAUCGUUCGCUUCGCACGACACCGUCCGAUACGCCGCUUGGUCCUUCGUCUAGCCGUCGGGGGCACGACUGUUCGUCGACCGUGCGCGACGUUGCUAUUAUGUAAGGGGACGUCGUGGUCGUGGUCGUGGUCGUUGUCGUUCGCUCGGGUGCCAGCGGGAACAUAGCAGAGGACGCGAACACGCACUGGACACGCGAAGGGGAGAGAACACGCGCUGGAAGGGCGACAUGCGAAGAGACGCGUCGCGCCGGCCGCGUUACGACCACACACAGACGUGCCACGAUCAUCGUAACCACCAGCGAUCUGUGCAGGAGUAGGAACGUGAUAUUCGCAGGACGAGCACUGCAGCAGAGCAUCCAUGGAAUUGAAAAUCCUCUGGUUCGUUCAUAUCGUGGGAAUUUGCUCCGGUUUGCGAGAGGUGCGCAUCCAGAUACCGACGGCCGUGAAGAAAGGUGACUCGGCGAUACUCAACUGCUGGUAUGACACCGAGGGGGAUCUUUUAUACGCCGUCAAGUGGUACAAAGGGGGUCAAGAGUUUUAUCGCUAUGCCCCGAACGAGAUCCCGGUCGUCAAGACUUUCCCCAUCGGCAACCUGACGGUGAAGAAAAGCGAAAGCAACUCGACCCGGGUUGCCCUGACGAACCUGGAACUGGACGCAGCGGGCGUCUACAGUUGCGAAGUGUCCGCCGAUGCUCCUUCGUUCCAGACGGCCUGCGUCCAAGGCACCAUGAACAUAGUCGGCAUGCAGGCUGUUGGUGCGUUGGCGAAAACACACGGUCGAAUCUAUCGGCUCGAUCUGUGCACACAAUUACCCUCUCAAGGGCCGUCGAUACACGGGUUAAGGAGGAAAUACCGGAUCGACGAUAUGCUACGUUUGAACUGCACAUCCGGACGGAGUAAACCCGCGGCCAAUCUCACCUGGUACAUCAACGAUCGACAACCGCUGAAGUCGCACGUCCGCACGUACAGUCCCUUGGACACGAACGAGUCCGAGUGGCACAUUUCGCAGAUCGGCCUUCAGUUCCUCGUUACGCACGACCAUUUCGCGGGGGGCAAGCUGAAAAUACGAUGCAGCGCCUCCAUAUACGACAUUUACUGGCAGAGCACCGAGGUCAGCACCGAGGAGGACAAACCGAGGCUGAUACACUACGAACCAGCGGCGACCAUCGUCGGUAUCAACUACCUGCAGCCGCCACCCAACUUCCAGACCGGCCAGAAGAAACCCGAUGGACACGUUGGAGUCAAAGUUCUCGGCUCGUCCAGGUCGGAGAUGCGGCUGCCGUCGGCGCGGCUGGUCCUGGGACUGUUCGCGUUCCUUUUGAUCGCCAUUCGUUAACCGUACCGCAUUCAACUACGCGCGCUUUGGAGCUGUUUAUAUAAAUCGACGUGCUUGUAAGAAAGUCCAGGCCGCUUUGUGUCGCGCGAUGGUCGUCCUCCGGCGACGCGCGUGUCGCGUCACGCCCUUUUCUGGACCACGGUGAGAGAGAAAGGAAGAGAGGAACGCGGCCGAAGAUCGAAGGAAAACGAGACGAAACGAGUUAUUAGGAAGUUGUUCGAUGCUGGAUAAGUCGGUUGGAUCGAGCUGAAAAAACGAAGGAGCAGCGAGAAAGGCAAAGCAGAGAGGAGGCAAUGGACAGGGGAAAUUGGCCGGUGAAUCGCGAAGAACUGGAUACAGCUGUAUCGCGGCAUCUUAAUUCUCUCUACGAUGAUGGCGAUCGACGAACCGACUUCUCGUGAAAACAGGUACAUCCGUGAUCGGCCAAAAAUCGGAGAAGAAACGGGCAACGUCCGAGGAAUAUUUUAUUAUUAGACACUAUGUAUUUGCUUUCUCUUUGGCAGAAAUCGUGUGUUCGCAAUGUGUAGUACACACCAUUUACGGUGGCAUCGUUUCCAAGAUGAAAAUGACAGUUUUCUUUUUCAUACUUUUAUAAAGCCCUACAAUGGACUAAACUCGUAGCGUGCAUGUAUAUAUAUAUAUAUAUAUAUAUAAAAUAUAUAUAUAUACAUGUAUAUUCUAUAUAAUAUAUAUAUGUGUGUGUGUAUAAUCUGUCUGUAUAUCCGUCUCUCACUGCCAUUAUUCAUUGCCUCUAAUUCUCUUCUUCUUUUAACUCUGUCUUUCCACCCGUGCGUCGAUUUCAAUUUUGAAAGAAACAAAGCGGUUCCAUCACGUCACGCGAUUCACCUAAACGAGCAAGAAGAACGAAACAAAAUAUGGAAAUGCGUAAGAAACAGCGAGCGAGUAGAUGUACCUGAUGAAUCGGAUAUUCGACGAGUCACUUUGCGUUGCUACUGUUAUCGUGUCUGAUAUUCUUGUAAUCGAGAGGACGAUGAACGAAACCGAAGAGAAAAGAUGGUGCUCUUCCCGCGCGAAUUGUUCGCCGUCGUGAAAAGCUCUCGCGCGGGGGAAAUAGGCGGCAACGGAGAAAACAAAAGGGCAGGACGAAAGAGGAGAAAAAAUAGAAAAAAAAACAAGCCAAACAAACGAGGAAGAAAAGGACAUUGGCGAAAGAAAAGUUUAUCCGUUUACGGUUGGAAAAGAGAAAAAAUUUGGUCGUUUGUUAUCCCUACGCUUUUCUGUUCUAUCCGCGUGCACACCGUGUAAUUCCAUCGGCAGAAGGUUAUUACGUUUUCGGUUUAUUAAAUUAAUAGCCAUUUACCGUUCGAUUUAAUGCGUUUCCCUCCGAUACAUUUGUCAACCGCGUGUGACACGCCUUCGUACGUAACGAACAACAAAAGCGAUUUACACAGUCACGUUCUGUUUACAAUGAAUAUCGAGCUUACUGUUCUCCCCCGUCUGCUUCCGGUUUCGAACGUUGUUUCCUGUUGCUCACGCCGGUGCAUCGUUCGCCUCGAAUCGGUACGCGCACAAAUUCCACGUCUUGCGACUCGCGUCGCUCGAACAAUUAUUUAUUUAUUUCUUUAUUUGUCGUUUCGCAAUAACGGACGAGGCAUGACGAUCGAGCACGAAAGAAUUAGAGAGAAAGGACGAGAAAAGGAAAAGGAAAGAAAGAAGCGAUACGAGGAAUAUCGUAUAUAUAUGUAUAUGUAUAUGUAUAUUAUGUAUUAACGAGCGAUGUGUGCUAGUAUUAGUUACGAAUUAUCGAUUAAGGAUCGCAACGACUGAAUAAUACUCUACAUGAUUUUCUAAUUGUAAUAAGUAUUUUUGAAAUCGUCAUCGUUUCUACGUAGCUAACGCGAGCGAGCGUUCGAUAGGGAACGUGUUCCAUUCGGAGAAUUAGCCAAAGAGAACAAAUAAAAACGAAUAGACGAGGACGAAGAAACGAGAA
Bombus impatiens (common eastern bumble bee) is the source of this 3630-nucleotide messenger RNA. RefSeq names its product cell adhesion molecule 3. The record is from RefSeq and is a predicted model, not a curated record. The coding region runs from base 702 to 1679 and encodes 325 amino acids. NCBI's taxonomy places the organism in Eukaryota, Metazoa, Arthropoda, Insecta, Hymenoptera, Apidae. The transcript is spliced from 8 exons.